Diplodia corticola is the source of this 1641-nucleotide messenger RNA. Its product is annotated as dihydropyrimidinase. Gene Ontology annotation, cellular component: cytoplasm. Gene Ontology annotation, molecular function: hydrolase activity, acting on carbon-nitrogen (but not peptide) bonds. Lineage: Eukaryota; Fungi; Ascomycota; Dothideomycetes; Botryosphaeriales; Botryosphaeriaceae. The transcript is spliced from 2 exons. The record is from RefSeq and is a predicted model, not a curated record. Bases 1 to 1641 code for a protein of 546 amino acids.
AUGAUUGCAAAGGUCGACGUCGACCUCAUCGUGCAAAAUGCCACCGUGGUCACUGCUUCAGACGUGCUCCCCAAGCAGGACAUUGCCGUCCGCGAUGGCAAGAUCCUGCUGCUUGGCCAGAACCUGACCUCUCUGUUCUCCGCCACCGAGAUCAUCGAUGCUCAGGGCGCCUUCGUGACCCCUGGAGGCGUCGACUCGCACGUGCAUCUUCAUCAGGACAACUCGCCCACCGGCGACAACUUCGAGACUGGAUCCCGUUCAGCCAUUGCCGGCGGCACCACGACCGUCCUGGCCUUUGCCUCCCAAAAUCGCAAGGACGAGUCCCUUUAUCCUGUCGUGGACGAGUACCACAACAGGGCACGCCAUCAGUCCUACUGCGACUAUGGCUUCCACCUCAUUCUCACCAAUCCGACCAAGAAGAUCGUGGACGACGAGUUGCCCGUCUUGGUCGCAGACGGCAUCAGUUCCGUCAAAAUCUACAUGACCUACGAGCCCCUGAAGCUCCGAGACCGCGAGAUCCUCGACAUCAUGAUGAGCACGCGGGCGCUGGGCAUGACCACCAUGGUGCACGCCGAGAACAGCGACAUGAUCUCCUGGAUCACCGACCGCCUGGCCGAGCAGCACCUCACCGCCCCCUACUACCACGCCAUCAGCCGGCCCUCCAUCGCCGAGGACGAGGCCACCUACCGCAUCAUCGCCUUGUCCGAGCUCAUCGACAUCCCCAUCCUGAUCGUGCACAUGUCCAGCCGCACCGCCGCCGCCCACGUCCGCCAGGCCCAGACCCGCCUGCUCCCCAUCCACGCCGAGACGUGCCCGCACUACCUCUAUCUCACGUCGGACGCGCUCAAGUCGCACGACGAGUCCGACCCCUUCGAGGGCGCCAAGCACAUCUGCAGCCCGCCCCUGCGCGCCGACCGCAUGGACCUGGACGCCAUGUGGGCCGGCCUGGUCAACGGCACCUUCACCACCUUCUCGUCCGACCACGCCCCCUCCAAGUACGACCACCCGUGCGGCAAGAAGCUCGGCCUCUCGCCCACGGACGGCUCCAUGCACUACGCCAAGGUGCCCAACGGCCUGCCGGGGCUCGAGACGCGCCUGCCCACCCUCUUCGAGGGCGGCGUGCUGACGGGCCGCGUCUCGCCGCAGAAGUUCGUCGAGCUGACGGCCGCCAACCCGGCCAAGCUGUACGGCCUCGGCGACCGCAAGGGCGCCAUCGCCCCCGGCUUCGACGCCGACCUCGUCGUGUGGUACCCCACCCCGGAGCAGAUCCCCAGCGGGUCCGCCAUGGGCGGUGCGGGCACAGCCGCUUCCGCGGACCCCUCGUCGUCGUCGUCGUCGUCGUCGUCGGUGUCGUGUGAGCCGUUCGCCCUGACGAACGCGAUGCUGCACCACGACAUCGACUACACGCCGUUCGAGGGCAUGCGCUUCUCCAACUGGCCCCGCUACACCAUCCUGCGCGGCAAGGUCGUCUGGGAUCGCGACGGCGGCGGCGUCGUCGGCGACAAGGGCUUCGGCGCGUUUUUGAAGCGCGGAAGGAGCACCUUGAGUAAGCCGCGGGACGCCUGGGUCAACGAGUUCAGGCCGGGUGGGAAGGUCAGGGUGGCUAUGGAGGGGGGUAGGACGGCGCCGGCGUUGGAUUAG